UAUACAUUGACAGAAGCAUAUGCAAAGCUUUUGAUUUGUUAUUAUGAGAUAUACACAAAGGCCCAAAUCUUGGCUACGAUAUGAUAGGUAGGAUACCGGGCUGGGCCUAAUUUAAGACGUGCACCGGCCCAAUCUAAGACAUACAGGUCGCGUUUUAGCUGGGAGCAAAUGCGUCCCACAUCGCUCAGUUUCAACUGUGAAGACGAGCGUAUAAUGCAAAUCAGAAGAUUGGAGUUCGUCCUUCGGGACAUCCGAUAAAAUUGGAACGAUACAGAGAAGAUUAGCAUGGCCCCUGCGCAAGGAUGACACGCAUAAAUCGAGAAAUGGUCCAAAUUUUUUUUUUCUUCCUCUGAUCUCCCAAAAUUUGUGCUUCUCUGGCGUCGUCUUCGUUCUUUUCGGUUUGGUUUUUGGUUUGGUGCUGUUUUUGGGUGCAACACGUUGAAGGACACCGUCUGGAUCGAAGGUCUACGCAGACCUUUGGAACAGCAAUACCCUUGCAUCCGACGUCUUCAUCGGCGCUGGAAAGAUUGCAUUCUUGAAAUGAAUUUGGUUCCAUUGCAGAAGGUGCUUUCUCAGGGUUACGACGACACCGCCUAGCCGCUUCAGACUAAAACUGGCAGCACUUUCCUAAAUGGACUCUUCAAGUUCACGCUUGGAUAACGAGGGCGAAUUUGACGAUGCUUUAACCCAUCAAGAUGACCAUCAAAAUGAUGUGGGUGAAAAAUUUGAAAAACCAAAGGGUUUAAUGACAUUUAUUUCGAAUGAAAAGUUGAAUGAUGAGGAAGACAAUGUGGUACUACCCUUGAUGUUAAAGGAUGAUGAGAAAGUUGAAGAACCGAAGGAAUCAAUGACAUUUAGUUCAAUAGAAGAAGUUUGCUCAUAUUACAGGACGUAUGCUAAGCAAGCUGGUUUUGGUAUAGCGCAUAGAACCUCAAGAAAAAGGAAUGGUAUAAAAAGUUACGCAGUGCUUAUAUGUACUCGUGGAGCUCCAGAGCGAACCAGAAUAUCUGAUGUUGCGAAGCCAACUCCAGCAACUAAUAGAACAGGGUGUGGAGCUAAGAUUUGUGCGACUUUAUGUGAUGAUGAAAUGUGGUUUUUGAGUAAAGUUGAGCUGAAGCAUAAUCAUUCCUUAAGCCCGGGCAAAGCAAGAUUUUUUAGAAGCAAGAAGAAAAUAAAUGAUGCAGCGAAAAGAAGGCUUGAGCUAAAUGAUAGAGCAGGAAUACGUAUGAAUAAGAAUUUUAAUUCAUUAGAUGUUGAAAGUGGGGGGUUUGAGAGUCUUUCCUUUGGAGAGAGAGAUUGCCAAAAUUAUAUUAACAAGGCAAGAGAACUUCGUCUUUGUAAAGGAGGUGCUCAGGCACUUUGUGAUUAUUUCAGUAAAAUGCAAAAGCAGAAUGACGGCUUCUACUUUGUGAUGGAUAUGGACGAUGAUUGUAGGUUACGAAAUGUUUUUUGGGCUGAUGCACGGAGUAGGGCAGCGUAUGAUUUCUUCGGGGAUGUUAUUAUGUUUGACACAACGUACUUGACUAAUAGGUAUGACGUGCCAUUUGCUCCUUUUGUAGGAGUGAAUCAUCAUGGUCAGUCUAUACUUUUAGGGACAGGAUUAAUUUCAAGCAAUGAUACAGACACAUUUGUGUGGUUGUUUAAAUCUUGGUUGGAGUGCAUGAACGGCCGAACCCCUAGAGCAAUUAUAACUGACCAGGAUAGAGCUAUGAAAAAUGCAAUAGCUAUUGUUUUCCCCGAAACUCGACAUAGAUAUUGUAUGGGGCACAUUAUGAAAAAACUCUCUGAAAAAUUUGGAUCACAUGCUAGUUUUGAUGGCAUUAAGAGUGCCCUACAUACUUGUUUGUAUGACUCUCAAACAUGUGAAGAAUUCGAGGAAAAUUGGAAAGAUCUAUUGGAGAUGUAUCAUCUUCGUGAUAAUGCAUGGUUGCAUGAGUUAUAUUUGGAGAAGACAUUUUGGGUGCCGGCAUACAUGAAAGAUACGUUUUGGGCGGGAAUGAAUACUAUGCAGCUAGGUAAAAGUAUGAAUGCAUUUUUUGAUGGUUACAUGCACUCACAGACCACAUUGAUAGAAUUUGUUGAUGAAUAUGAUAUUGCUUUAAAGAGAAUGAUCGAGAAUGAGACACGUGCUGAUUUUGAUUCUUUCAAUCGCACAAUCCCAUGUAUAAGCACCUUGCAGUUAGAGAAACAUUUUCAAGUUGUUUACACAAAUGCGAAGUUUAAAGAAGUUUAUGAGCAGUUUGUGAAAAUUAUGUCUUGUAAUAACUCUCAUCUCAAAAGUGAAGGUGUGAUUUCUACAUUUGAAGUUAUUGAAUAUGACGCUGUUGGAGACCACAUAAUAGAAAAGUUAUUUCUUGUUUACUUGAAUGAAGAUGAAGAUGAAUUGAAAGUGAAGUGCACAUGUGCAUUGUUCGAAGUAAAAGGCAUCUUAUGCAGGCAUUCACUUUCCGUGUUACGGACAAAGAAAGUGACAACGUUGCCACCAAGAUAUUUUCUUGACAGAUGGAGGAAGGAUAUUAGGCGAGAAUACUCGAAAUUUAAGAGUCUUUGUGAUGUCGCUAGUGAUAAUCCUAAUGCCCAAACGUUGAGAAACAAUUUUGAAGAAUUACUAUCGCUCACAUCAGUAAAUAUGGAGAAACGUUGCAUGGAUCUAAUGAAAUGCAUGGAUAAGUUAAAGGAGUUGUGGUGUUGCGAAAGUCAAUCUUCCCAUGACAUUCCAGAUGCUGUCACAUCGUUUAGCUGUAAAAAGGUGCUUAGUCCUGUGAAUGUUAGACGUAAAGAGAAGUCACCAACAAGGAGAAAUGUGGCUGUUAUAGAAACAGUGGUCAAGAAAUCCGAAGAAUCGAGCAAGUCACCAAGAGACAACAACGCUAAACAGAAGAGACGAAAGAUUCAGGCCACCAAAUCAAUGGAAGAUCAAGACAAUACAUGUCAAACUCCAUUGCCUUCUGUAGCUCAUGAUCAUAUAAUGAGUACUAAGGAUUCCAUUACUUCAUCAUCGAUAGUGGCUCAAACCUUGGGUGGUAACCAUGAUUUUAUUAUUUCUCAGGUGAAUUUGCCGAUUGACCGUAGAAAUUUGUUAUCCACAUUGGUAAGUCAACACAAAUAUCAAGAGGCUUUCACUACAGCCCUACAAACGCGUAAUGUGUCAAUUGUGAACUGGCUAUGCUCCCAGGUUGAUAUACGACGAGUCUUGACUAUGGAUCCUCUCCCUUUGAGCCAAGAAGUAUUGCUUCGGCUGUUGUGGCUAUUACCCUAUUGUAUCAAUACCAACCCAGCUGAAAUAAUUGCUUGGAUGACAGACAUUUUUAAUUCGAUAAUCAUAACUGAUCCGACAAUUGAAAUGCAUGUGCGACCCAUCUUCAAUGAAGUCUAUGCCGCACUCAACCAUCUGAGUGUCCUGCCCACAAUUACCGAUGAUGUGCGGUCAAUUAUCCGUCUUUUGAUGAAGUCAUUACUUCCACGUUGAGACCAAUGUAAUAGUUAAUGGUAUUUGAUGUACAUUUUGAUUGUCGUUGAAGAUGGGUGUAUAUUGGUGUAUAUUGAUGGGCAUUUUGAUGGGCAUUUUGAUGUAUAUUUGCCUUUCGGGGAGGUAUUUUCUUAACCCCUUCAAUGGUUGCAGUUAUUAUUUCAAAACUUGUUUGAUCUAUCUUGAUAGCACCACUGCUAUGAGAAUGGUGGGAGUUCCAUGUAUGGCCUAUUCUUUUGAGGAAACAUUUAUAUACAUUGAACUUUGGGUUACAA
Alnus glutinosa is the source of this 3744-nucleotide messenger RNA. RefSeq names its product protein FAR1-RELATED SEQUENCE 5-like. Gene Ontology annotation, molecular function: zinc ion binding. NCBI's taxonomy places the organism in Eukaryota, Viridiplantae, Streptophyta, Magnoliopsida, Fagales, Betulaceae. The transcript is spliced from 8 exons. The record is from RefSeq and is a predicted model, not a curated record. Bases 632 to 3469 code for a protein of 945 amino acids.